UGCGUUGAUUGGACAUUGAUGUUUGUCUACUUCCUGUCUUCCGGUUUCAACGUCAUCUCGAAAACUCUGAUGUGGACACCAUGAUCGGGGAUUUCUUGAUUUUCGGGACUUUACUGAUGAACGCAGGAGCAGUUCUCAAUUUUAAACUAAAGAAGAAAGAGUCCCAGGGUUUUGGAGAUGAAUCCCAUGGACCAACCACAGGGGACAAUAUCAGAGAGUUCCUGCUGAGUCUACGAUACUUUCGGAUAUUUAUUGCCUUGUGGAAUGUGUUCAUGAUGUUCUGCAUGAUUGUGCUUUUUGGAUCAUGAGAAUUCUGAGGACCUAAGAAGACGUAAAUAUUCAGCGUUGUAUAUAUUUUUCAGAUAUGGGGAAAUGUGUUUGACAAGUCCAUGUCAUUCUUUCUUUUUUUACUGAGAACAUCCUAUGUAGAUUGGAGAUUCUGGCAAAUGACUUUGCAAACCAGUGUAAUUGAUUACCGAUUCUACUGUAUGUGCAGCAUAAACACACAUAUUGUAAAGAUGUACAGCUGGACUAAGAUUAUUUAGGAAGAUGGACGUAUAUGCUACACUACAUAUCUUUGAUGCAGUUACCCACCACCAGAACAUUCUACCCUCAUAUUAUCCCUUGCCAUUUUAUUGACAUAUUUGCCAAAAUUGUCUUAUUGUGUUCAUAGAUUUUAUAAUGUGACUUAAGGUUGUAAACAUCCACGCAUGGUAGACUCAGACUGUACAUACCAAU
Sardina pilchardus (European sardine) is the source of this 738-nucleotide messenger RNA. It is a transcript of the gene smim7, whose product is annotated as small integral membrane protein 7. The transcript has 5 exons. NCBI's taxonomy places the organism in Eukaryota, Metazoa, Chordata, Actinopteri, Clupeiformes, Clupeidae. The record is from RefSeq and is a predicted model, not a curated record. Bases 81 to 308 code for a protein of 75 amino acids.